AUGAUCACAUCUCCCACCUUGUCUGCUUCAGAUGGUCAACCUUUAUCUGCUGACAAGAGAAAUCUACAAGGGACAUUGUCUCAUGGUCUUCUGUUUUACACCUGCUACGAAACUUACCCUAACAACCUUUGUGAGUCUGAUUGGGGUAGUUCUAUUAAGGAUCGGAGAUCUACUUUAGGGUUUUGCAUUUAUUUGGGAGGAAACCUUGUUGGUUGGUCCUCCAAGAAGCAGCAUCUGGUUGCUCGCUCCCCUUCAGAUGUUAAGUAUGGCAACAUUGCAAAUGCUGUUGCUGACAUUGCGUGGUUUGUUUCCUUAUUGUCUGAGCUUAGAGAACCAGUAAUUGGAACACCAACCAUCUGGUGUGAAUUACAAAAAUAG
Messenger RNA from Gossypium raimondii (Peruvian cotton), 378 nucleotides. RefSeq lists its product as uncharacterized. Bases 1 to 378 code for a protein of 125 amino acids. Lineage: Eukaryota; Viridiplantae; Streptophyta; Magnoliopsida; Malvales; Malvaceae. The transcript is spliced from 2 exons. The record is from RefSeq and is a predicted model, not a curated record.